Bipolaris sorokiniana ND90Pr is the source of this 1496-nucleotide messenger RNA. RefSeq lists its product as uncharacterized. The transcript has a single exon. NCBI's taxonomy places the organism in Eukaryota, Fungi, Ascomycota, Dothideomycetes, Pleosporales, Pleosporaceae. The coding region runs from base 447 to 1235 and encodes 262 amino acids. The record is from RefSeq and is a predicted model, not a curated record.
CCCACGUCUUGACGAGUUAUCUGAACCCCCCCUCAUCCUGGUCGAGGCUGCGAUAGGAACUGUCACUGGGCACUGUCACUGAGCAGGCCAAUAGUCUGCAGAAUCCACAUGGUGCCACGCGAAGAUCCCGGUGACACUGACUGUAACGAUCGGCAACAGAAAGGAAAAGUGUAUUUUACGACGUAGCACCCGUUGUAUUGCGCGCGUGGUGUGCCGCGUCACGAGACCGACUCCAUCGUCGCUGUCGGCACACCACCUGUCUGGGCGGCCAUUGACAGUUUCGGAGGACGGCUUUGAGUGGCCGGUGAAGGAGUGUCCAAUCCCUGGUCGGUUCUUGUUGACGUCCAAUGGCGGGCUUUCCGAGUCUUUACCUGAACGAUCCACUGCGCUCUCGGUGGGACCAGAGCCACUUUUCAGCUUGCUGUGUAUGUACCUAAGAUUGUAGCAUGCAGGAACAGACAUGCAGGCUGCAGUUCGCAGUAUCAUCGACAGUACAUACACGACACAAUUCUCCGGAUCGACUGAUGGUUAGCGCUCCAACCAUCGAUCCCCGGUGCGGAGGACCAACCUGUCAUGUCGUGGUGGGAAGCGGGCAACGCAGUCAGCAUCGCCGCUGUUCCUGCAACACCCGGCGUUUUCAAGCCCCUUUUGCCGCGUUAGCGCUGCGCCUUGUGGGCAGUGGAGAAGCCCAACAAACGCGUGCCGACGCGCAAGAAUGCAAUUUUCGUUUCGGUCUGGCUAUGGACAUCUUUUUGUGUCUUGAUUCAAGCCUGUGUGGCCAUGGGGUCUGCUAUAUAAUAUGUAUGUAUGUAUGUCGUGACGUGGUGGUGAUGAUGAUGAUGAUGAUGAUGAUGAUGGUGGCCAGGAAAGAGCACGCCCGGACUCGCCAGCUUUGGUCAUGGACGGCACGCACGUGCCUCAUCACACUCGUCACUUUCCCCCCACCAUCAUCGCUCUCUUCACUUCGCCUGCAAUGCGGCCACGCGUCUUACAUCUCCCCAGCAUCCUCAACAUCUAAAGCUUUCCAAGUUGCCCAAUAUACAUAUGUUUCAACGUUGGCCACGAUCAAUAAGUUUCAGGUUUGCCUGCGAAUACCCAGGAAGCUGCCUCCAUCAGCAGCCGGAUCGACAAUCUCGCGGGGACUGCCCUGGCCAGACUCUUGUUUGACAGAACCACCCAUGGAUCACCCUGUCUUUCUCCCUCUCAGUAACAACAGUGACAUGAACGUGGGGUAAUAAUAAGAUUCCGGUACAAUAUCUAGACAGGCCGAUGGACGAACCAAGUCUCAGUGCUCUGUUACUUAGUUGUAGCAGCUCGUUCAACUGACCAAGACACUAUCCAUAAGACCUACCCAACACUUGAUCACCAUCACCGAGAAAUGUCACCAAGGUACUAACAGUUUGGUUCAAUACCACCCCAGUUCAACUGACCCGCCAACCUGUCUUUCAGCCUCGGUGCCAAAAGCGCUAGACGACUCUCAUGUCCUUGCCAGUUGC